CUUUAUGCAUUGAAUACAUGAAAUUCAUUGAAAUAGAUGGAAGAAUUUGGCACUGGGUGAAUGUCUGAACCUAGCUGUAUGCAUCAUAGUGCUACCAAAGUGGGGGAAGGGAAAAUCCAUGUAUACAUUGGUCCACCGUCAUCUCAAUCAUUUUGUUUUACCUGAAACUAAGACACUCAGAGACACACAGAGAGAUUUUAAAGUUAUAAAUUAUGGUUACUUUUGAUCAGAAGCAUAUAAAUCAAGAGUACAAACUCUGAAAUUCAUCAGGUGGCUGAACUUCUAUAAGUCAAACAAUUGUUUUCUAAGAUAGAAAUGAUGACUGAAUUGGAAAGUUUUGACAUUUUUAAAAUUCAAGGGGCUAAAGUGAUUUUCUUUUUAAAAAUUAUUGGCUACAGAGGGACAAAUAUGCAAAUGUUGGUGCUUGUAGUUUCUUUUUCAGUUAUCCACUGCACUAUUAGCAGGAACAGGCGAUAUGUACUCUUUGGCCUUUGAAUUCAUGUUUAUCUAAAAAUAAACCUGUGUUAGUUUCUAUAAAAUGCAAAGUCUUAUUACCCCUGAUGGCAUUGCAGUGGUGUUUCUGCUUUUUCAUGAUGUUGGAUGAUUCAUUACUUUUUAACACCUUCUAUGCCACAUCCUGACUGAGAUAGCUUAAUGUGAGAAAAAGCGCCUGACACUGUCAGCAAAUUUGAGCGCUGACUGUGUGGCAAGAGAGAUAAGACCAAAGUGGGUUAAAGUUGUUGUUUUUUUUCCUUUUGUUGUUUUUUCUUUUUUACAUUUUUGAAGAUUAGUUAGAUUGAUAUUUUGCUGCUGUAUUUCUUUGUUGUUGGCUAAAGAUUCUCAAAUAUGUAGGGGUACGUGGGUGGAAAAUUUAACAGAUGAAGGUAUUUGGGACCAAAUAGCUCUGGGAACUCUCUGGUGGGCGCCUGACCAUUAGAUCACUUAACUACAUAUCUUCUAGGUUUCUCCUGCUUUCAUUUGCACUGACAGUAGAAAAAUGAUGCAGUGGCUAGCUUCUAAUUGGGAUAGCAGAAGUUACAACCACAAUGACAAGAUGGUAAAUUGCAGCUGUGUGCUUGUGGCAUUUGGGGUACUGUGACUGCUUGCUCUUAACUUGGCCAUCAGACAGAACCAUGCUUAAAUGUCACACCAUCACAUUAGAGUAUCACAUGUUAGUUUGCUAUCAGCCUAAAACACAGAGCCAGGGUAGCCAUUUAAGUCCUUUUGUAAUGCAACAGAAAGUCAGUGAUCUUCUACAGCUUUAUUACAGUGCUGCAGUCCACUCUUAUCUCUGUCGUUUCCCUUAAAAGUCCUUAGUAUAAUCCAUGAUCGCUGGAUACCUAAUGUUACCCCAUACUGCAGCAAAGAUGUGCUUUUGUUCAUUAUAUCUAUAUAUUGUACACAAUAUACAGUGUGAUCAUGGUCGAUUAUAAAUAAAAAUUACCUCACAAAUUGUGCUGCCUGGAGUUGCUAGCAAUGCCAUGCCAUAGGUACCAUAAAGCCCAUACAGUUGUACACUAAAGUGAUAAACCAUUUUGUUCUAUAUCAAAUACACCAUAAACUUGUAACCGUUAAAUAUUGUACUUUAUUGUACUUUAUUGUACUUAUUCUUUUUUUUACUUUUAUCAUUUGUUCUUAAAGUUUAGUAAAAAAGUAAAUAAAUAAAUAAAAGGUAAAUGAGUCAAUAAUCAUACCAAGUUGAAGCAGCCCCAAAUAUAACAAUGGGAAACGUAAAUCAGGUUUAUGAAAUAUAUUUGUAGUUGGUGGGUAUUGUAGGAAUUGCUACAUACAUGAUGAACAUGAAAGUAGACUUCAUUGCUGUUUGUAAUAUGCAGUGCUAACACAUCGGCACACUUGCUUCUGCUAUUUCUUUCUCAUAAUAUUUCUGCCACUUGCGGUCGUGAUCACACUAAAGGCUGAUGUUUCCCAUCUGUUACCGUGUUCAGAAGAAUCAUAAAUGUGACCUUUUAAGGCUAUGGUGCAUCAUGAAUUUGUGGUGAAAUUUGUGAGAUACUUUUACUGAAUGCUUGUUGUGGUUUGAUUUAGCAGCACAUGUGGGUUAAAGGCUGACUUCCUGUAAGACUUGCAGUGUCACAUGCACGGUAGCAUACAGGGAAGCUGUAACAUGUGGUGAGAUGGGGAUUUUUUUAAUUAGUCAGGGGAUUUUAGUUUUUGAUGUUUUCCAUGGCUAUAAAUUAACUACAGAAAAAUGUGUGGAAUCAUUAUUGUGGCAAUGAGUUCACUUUCAUGUUUGGUGUGAUUUAAACUUUGUGACAUGGUAUAUUAUCCUGUUGGAAACAGCCAUCAGGAAGUGAAUACACUGUGGCCAUAAAGGCUGUUCUCAGUUGGUACAAUGAUUCCCAGAGUGUGCCCCCACCAACACUACAUCUUGAUUUAGGUAGUGUGGCUAUAGUCUGUGAUGCAGUUGCGGCUAUCAUUCAAAUGUCAGUGCAGAAAUCGAACAGUUGUUUUCUGAGUUUGUGUUUUUUUACUCUACCAAUCAAAUAUUGAUUUGGUUUGACUAAUGUCUGUGGAUUGUAGUUAGUGUGUUUAACUAUAAAGCCUUUAAACAUUAUGCUACAAGUCCUGGAAAUUAUGUUACUGCUAAAAAAAAAAAGCUAGGUAGCGGUACAGCAUGUAACUUUACAGUUUUUCUAUUUUGACUGAAGUAAAGGUGAGCUGUCAUCUGUCUUAUAUCAUCACUGUGAGAUGCUGGCGUGUGGCACAGCUUACAUGUUUCGGUGUUGCUGUGGUGACUUCAGAAAGCUAUUACUCAUUACUAUAGAGCUGCGGUUGUUCGUAAAACAAGAGGAAAGGGAAAAUAUCUUGAGUAUGUGUGCAUCUAUACCCGAAACUUGCAGCAAAACGAAUGCAGCUCAAGUAAAUUACAAACAAAAAAAGAGUCCUAACAUUUAAAUAGUAUAGUAAAAUUCAUGCCCUCUAGUAGUCUAAAAGAAGCCAAUGAGAAAAAAUUCCUUUGUUCCCAUCUUCUAUGACCACACUAAACAGUUUUUAAGCGAUGAUCCCCAUUUUAAUAAAAACAGGAUUAAAGCUAUGUAUUGUUAUAGGUCAACUUACCAUAUUGUCCGUGAUAAUACCGGUAUCAUAUCAUCUGGUUUGAAACCUUGACAUAAGAUACAACAUAGAAAAUAUUUUUCAGAGUUAAAUGGUUAAGUUACUUUAGUUGUUGUUAAAGUGUAAGCAGUUAUUCUGCUGGUGGUGAUGGUGAGAAUGAAACACUCAAUUUGAGGCUUUUAAAAUGGGUUAUCCCUAACAGACUUCUCUUAUAUACUGUCUGUGGCACCGUCAGUAACAAGGCCUCAUCACUUGAAUAAACACAUACAGAAUUAAAUUUCUGCAUGUGUUUUGUUGACAUGUUGUAUAGGGCAUUUAUCUUUCUUUUAAUAAUUUUUUUUUUUCUUUUUCAUCUUUUAGACAAAAAAACCCUCACCACCACCAUAAGGAUAAACGACUAAAGCAAAUGAAGGUUAACUAUCAAACGUUUCUUUGUAAGAUGGGGCUGUGAUAUUUCUUUUCCUCGAGUUAAGCGCUCAACUCUUUGAUACUCAGGAUAAAAAUAUUCUUUUUAUGUUAUACCUGGGCUAUGUCCUAAUUUAUUUAAGCAUUAUGUAUGUUGGAAAAAUAAAGUACCGAGGACAAUGAUAUCAUUUUGAGAUUGACCUCAAGGUAAGCUCUUCACGAAAAUCUGGGUUUAACAUGUGUUUGCAUGCAUUGUCCUUGAACCUGGUUUAGUUAUUUCGUUGCUUCUAAGUCAAUACAGUGGUACCUUUUUUAAAAAUUUCCCACUGUGUGUUAAAUGCAUUAAACUUCUGUGGGUUACAGCUGAUGCUGCUAUUACUAUUUCGUAAUUUUAACUAAAAUACUCCAGAUGAUUUUUUGUGUAUGGUUUAAUUAAAGUUGCAAAGUGUUCACAUAGAAUAUGCCAGCAGUUGGCUAUCAAAUGCUCCUUCAAUUACAUAUAUUAGCCUAACAGGGCUGUUGUCCCGCCUUAAAGUGCAUGGGCCUCUGUCCUCCUGUCUUAUUAUUUAUUAGAAAAAUGUAUGCAAAUGCAUGUUUUUUAAUCAUUUAGAAUUUUAAACACUAUUGUACUGUAGUUUUAUCAGUUUUUUAAUAUAAAGCUAUCUGGUAUGAUGGUAUGUGAUGAUGUUUCUCACCAUUAUUCACGUAUACCCUUCUUGAUUCCCAAAAGUCUAACAGUUCUGUUUGAAUUUCAAAUAUAGUUACCCGUGCACAUUAUAAACCUGUAGGUAGGGAAUCGGUAGAAAAGCACUGUAAUGACAGAGAGGCUCCUUUGUUAAGAUGCACGUGCGUAUUACAGGAGACUAAGCUCAUGCUGUGUGAGCACUUUGCUUCACAUGGAGAGUAACUGUGUUGUGGAGCUGAGGAGCUGAGACCCUGAUGCCACUGUAAUCCUGAUGAUUACAGAGAGCACACAUUCUCUGUGAGGGUUGAUCACAGAGCACUGGACACAGCAGCACACACCAGUCACUUCACAGGAGGUCUUUGCGAUGUGCGGACAUGUGUCUGUGAGGGAGAGACAGACACAGAGAGGUAGAGUAUUACACAAGCACAUUAAUCUUGCAUGAAGUUAGGUGUGUGUUUAUGAUUGGUCGAUUGAACAUUCAAAUCUCACUCAGGAUGGCGGUAAACAUUGUGUGCUUCAUCUUUUUGUGUCACUUGUAAAACCCAUGCACUGCGCUGGUAUUCUUCACUGAGUGGCUAGAGGCUGCAUUUAGGAAUGCCGUUACUUCUCGUGAUGUUUCCUAAUACUCUGGAGCCCUACAGGUAUGAGCUUCAAACAGGCACGAGACACCUCUGUCUCCAUCCACACAGUAGAGACUGGGACUAAUCGCAGCGGGCGCCACACACCUCAGGAAGGUAGCAAUUUUCCAUCAUUACCGUUAAAUCCUGCUUAAAAGAACCGGAUUCCACAGGCCUAAUUACAAGGUGUUAAUAAUAACAAUGUAAUGACAGUCAUUUUAAAGCCUGCCCAAAACCAUAAUCCAUCGCCCAACUGACUCUCACAUUUAAGUGUGUAACUGCUGUGUGAUGUCUGAAUUUUGAAAGCACCAUGAUUGUUAUUGAUUGCCAUUGUGAUUACUCCAACAGUCGGUGUGGCAGGGUCUGCGCGUUGGGGCUUGAAUUAGGAGCGUCGUCAGCUUUUGUCAAAUGGAAAUGCAGCUCUACAGACAGACGCUGAUGCUUGAAGACACGGCAAGCCAAUCUACCAGCCUAAUUGCUGUACGGGACAGAGUUUAGCAGGCAGGGAAUCGAUUUACAUAUAUUAGUAAGGUUUUGUGUUCGGCCUCUGUCUCAUUUAAAAUGAUUCUGCAUUAAUUCAAGACAUCAAGCAUGACUAUGUGCAAGCUUUUUCAAUGUUAACUAAGGGUAUGCAGUUUGCAGAGUGAAAGAAAUACAGCCAGGAAACAAUCUUCCACCAUGGUAAUUACUGCUAAAUGAGGCUGAUGCGAAGCUGACCUGCUGUCUGGUUAGGGGUGUGGCAGAGUGCCCUAAACACAACGUCCAAUCACAAGUCUUCCCCCAAACCCUGGGAUCAACACUCAUCAUUGGCUGAAAGUCCCAAAUGCAUGCCAGACUUUUUCCAGCACUAACUCUGUCAGCUUUGUGACAGCUUAAGAGAAGCUACUCCAGAUUCCUCUCUGACCGGUCUCAUUCUGGGACCAGAAAAGUGUCUUAUGGAUUGUACUUAAAUUCUAAUAUUGAAAAGAAAGAGAAGAAAAAAUGUCUGCAUCUGGGGACUCAAGAAAUGAGUUUUCCACAGAAGAGGAUGCAGGAUCAACACAGCUGAAACUCGGGCGCAUGGCACAAACAUCCUGUCUUCCCUUCAGCGUUGAAGCUCUCAUGUCGGAGACGAGGCCGCAGGCUGUGACCAGCAAACAAAAGGGAAAUUAUGAUUUGAAAGAGGAUGAGGCGCACCGGACAGAUGAGUGCACCCAAAACUUAAUAUCUAUUAAAUCAGAGCCACUGGAACAACAGGAAUUUCCCUCUUGGAUAUCCAGCUCCAUUAAGAUGUCUACUCCUCCACGGCAGCUUAGUCCGGCAGUCUGCUCAUUGAGGAAGCACAAAACCAACCGUAAGCCUCGUACUCCCUUUACCACAAUGCAGCUUCUGGCCCUGGAGAGGAAAUUUCGUCAGAAGCAGUACCUGUCCAUCGCCGAGCGGGCCGAGUUCUCCUCCUCACUGUCCCUGUCCGAGACCCAAGUCAAGAUCUGGUUUCAGAAUCGACGGGCCAAAGCCAAGAGGCUUCAGGAGGCUGAAGUAGAGAAACUCAAACUAGCAGCUGGUGUAGGCUCCAAAGCUGUGUUCUACCCAGGAUUCUCAUCCUUGGGUUUUCCCCUGCACGCUGGUUCGGCAGGGCUGUAUGGACUGGGCUACUCAUACGGCCGCACCCCUGUUCUCCCUGCUGCACAUCUGGCUAUGUACGCCUCACAGGUCGGCUAUAGCCUUUUCCACCUCUCCUGAGACGAAAAAGAAAUAUACAGACAGAUUGUGCUUAAAAAAGGGAUGACAAGAGUUUAUCAUUAAAUCAUGCACCUUAUGCAAAACUUGUUUGCAUGUGACCUGAAGUGGACUUUAAGCUUCAUUGUUUGUCUUAAGAAGGAUUUACAAGUGUUCUGCUAUUUGCAAAAGACUAUGGAAGGAUACAGCAUCCCCAAGGUCCCUCUUUGCCAUUUGCAAACAUAACACCAGAAUACAUAUUGUUCAGAUUUUCACUUUGUCCUUUCUGCUCUUUUUCUAUCUCCUGAACGACUGAAGUGUUUUUCACUUGUUACCCUUCAACAGGCACUGUGAUAUUUCACUGCACCUUUGGUAAAUGACAGUUUAAAUCAUUGAAUACUCAAGUCACACAUAUUUAUUUGUAAUAGUUUUAGUCACAUACUUGAUGUUACAUACCUUCAUUUUUAUUAGUUAAUAUUUUAUGUAUAUGAUAUUAAAUUGAGAUCCUUAGCGCGCCGCCUUGUUUGCUCUCUUUAUUUGUGGCCUGCAUUCAACACAAGGUAGAAUCGGUAACCUGGUGCAGUUACUUUAAUGCAGUUGUCUGCUUCUUUUGAUGUGGUCUUCUGUUCGUACCCAAAUGGUGUUUUAGUUCUUUGUUUGGUGGCCCAUCUGCUUCUGAAAUUCAGUGGCCUCCUUUUGUUUACCACACAUGCAGGAAGAGGCUCUUUUCUUCUCAUCUCGUUCAACACACCUCAUAUGCUUUCUUCUACAGACAUGUUAAGGUCAGUGCAAAAUAUAACAUAUUUCAACUGCAAUUACACCAAAAUAACUUUUCCCUCGCCGAUUUCCUUCCCGUCAGCUGAAUGCAUUGUGAGCUCUACC
Messenger RNA from Oreochromis niloticus (Nile tilapia), 7362 nucleotides. RefSeq names its product homeobox protein MSX-2. The record is from RefSeq and is a predicted model, not a curated record. The coding region runs from base 5764 to 6504 and encodes 246 amino acids. The transcript is spliced from 2 exons. Gene Ontology annotation, cellular component: nucleus. Gene Ontology annotation, molecular function: RNA polymerase II transcription regulatory region sequence-specific DNA binding; DNA-binding transcription factor activity, RNA polymerase II-specific. Lineage: Eukaryota; Metazoa; Chordata; Actinopteri; Cichliformes; Cichlidae. Gene Ontology annotation, biological process: regulation of transcription by RNA polymerase II; embryonic morphogenesis.